AUGGCCGACUACGAGGAGGGAUACGAAGAUGGGUAUUACGUGGAGGAGGAAGAAGGCAUCACCGCCGAAGACUGCUGGACCGUCAUCUCGGCAUUCUUUGAUGCCAAGGGAUUGGUCUCGCAGCAGCUCGAUUCUUUCGAUGAAUUCGUGUCCACCACCAUGCAAGAGCUCGUGGAGGAGAACUCCCAGCUCACCCUCGACCAGCAUGCGCCUCAGACCGAUGACGACCGAGAUCCGAUUGCGCUCCGAAGAUACGAGAUCAAAUUCGGUACCGUGCUACUCUCGAGACCGGCAAUGACUGAGGGCGAUGGAAGCACCAGUGUCAUGCUGCCCCAAGAAGCCCGGCUGCGAAAUCUCACAUAUUCGAGUCCGUUGUACCUUGAAAUGACCAAGCGGGUCAUGAUAGCACGAGAGCGACAGGCAGUGGAUAAGGUCGAUGAGGAUGGUAUGCCAAUGGAGGUGGAUGGCGAGCGUGGCGGUACAUACCUCGACUGGGAGAAUGAGGAUGGCAUGGAGGACGAGGCGGAGCCGACCAAGGUCUUCGUCGGAAAACUACCUAUCAUGUUGAAGUCCAAGUACUGUAUCCUCAAGGAUUUGAGCGAGCAGGAGUUGUAUACCUGGAACGAGUGCCCUUACGAUCAGGGUGGAUACUUCAUUAUCAACGGUAGUGAGAAGGUCUUGAUUGCCCAAGAACGAAGCGCUGCAAACAUCGUUCAGGUGUUCCAUAAGAAGGGUGACAAGACGCCUUACGUCGCUGAGAUUCGAAGUGCCCUCGAGAAAGGCUCUCGUCUCAUUUCCAGUAUGCAGGUCAAGCUUUUCGCCAGAGGCGAAGGCGCUAAAGGUGGCUUCGGUCAGACUAUCAAGUGUACUCUGCCGUACAUCAAGUCUGAGAUUCCUAUUGCUAUUGUCUUCCGAGCCUUGGGCGUCGUUUCAGAUGAAGAUAUCCUGAACCACAUCUGCUACGACCGGAACGACACUGAAAUGCUGGAGAUGCUUAAACCCUGUAUCGAAGAGGCUUUCGUCAUCCAGGAUCGUGAGGUCGCGUUGGACUUCAUUGGCAAGCGUGGAAACUCGACUGGUGUUACUCGUGACAAGCGUAUCAAGUAUGCUCGGGAUAUCAUGCAGAAGGAAUUGCUCCCUCACAUUUCACAAAAGGAGGGCAGUGAGACAAGGAAGGCCUUCUUCCUUGGUUAUAUGAUCCACCGCAUGUUGCAAUGUGCUCUUGGCCGUCGCGAAGUCGAUGACCGAGAUCAUUUCGGAAAGAAGCGACUUGACUUGGCUGGACCGUUGCUUGCAAGCUUGUUCCGAAUGCUUUUCAACAAGCUGACAAAAGACGUGUACAAGUACCUUCAGAAGUGUGUUGAGAACAACCGCGAGUUCAACUUGACGCUUGGUGUCAAGUCGACUACUAUCACCAAUGGUCUCAAGUAUUCCUUGGCUACUGGUAACUGGGGUGACCAGAAGAAGGCUAUGUCUUCCAAGGCGGGUGUCUCUCAGGUGCUCAACAGAUACACAUUCUCGUCUACACUUUCGCAUCUUCGGCGAACAAACACUCCAAUCGGUCGUGAUGGCAAGAUUGCCAAACCGCGACAGCUACAUAACACUCACUGGGGUCUUGUUUGCCCUGCUGAGACGCCUGAAGGACAGGCUUGCGGUCUUGUCAAGAACUUGGCACUCAUGUGUUACAUCACUGUUGGUACGCCUAGCGAGCCUAUCAUUGAGUUCAUGAUUCAGCGAAACAUGGAGGUUCUAGAAGAAUAUGAGCCCCAGCGAUCACCCAAUGCAACCAAGGUCUUCGUCAACGGUGUUUGGGUUGGUGUCCACAGAGAUCCUACUCAUCUCGUCAACACUGUCAUCUCUCUUAGAAGAAGACACAUGAUCUCUCACGAGGUCAGUUUGGUGCGAGAUAUUCGAGACCGUGAAUUCAAGAUCUUCACCGACGCUGGUCGUGUGUGCCGACCGCUCUUCGUCAUUGACAAUGACCCGAAGAGCCCGAACCGUGGAAAUCUUGUUCUCAACAAGGAACACAUUAUGCGACUUGAAGAUGAUAAGGAGCUUGAUCCCAACCUUGAUCCUGAGGAAAAGGAGGAAAGAACUUUUGGCUGGAAGGGAUUGGUCAACACUGGUGUGGUUGAAUAUCUUGACGCAGAAGAGGAGGAAACGGCAAUGAUUGUCAUGACGCCGGAAGACCUGGAGAUUUCACGACAACUUCAAGCCGGUUACGCCCUACCCGAGGACAAGUCUGAUCCGAAUAAACGUGUCAAGGCCCCUAUCAACCCUACCGCCCACACCUGGACGCACUGCGAGAUUCACCCGAGUAUGAUUCUUGGUAUUUGCGCCAGUAUCAUUCCUUUCCCUGACCACAACCAGUCUGCCAUGGGUAAACAAGCCAUGGGUGUAUUCCUUACAAACUUUGACCAGCGUAUGGAAACUCUUGCAAAUAUCUUGUAUUACCCGCAGAAGCCUCUGGCCACGACACGGUCCAUGGAAUUCCUCAAAUUCCGUGAGCUUCCGGCCGGCCAGAACGCCAUUGUGGCUAUUGCAUGCUACUCCGGUUACAAUCAGGAAGAUUCCGUCAUUAUGAACCAGAGUAGUAUCGACCGAGGACUUUUCCGCAGUCUGUUCUACCGGUCUUACACCGACCAAGAGAAGCGUGUCGGCAUGUCGGUUGUCGAGCAGUUCGAGAAGCCUUAUCGAAGUGACACUCUCAAAUUGAAGCACGGCACCUACGACAAGCUCGACGACGACGGCAUCGUCGCUCCGGGUGUCCGGGUCUCUGGCGAGGACAUCAUCAUUGGAAAGACUGCACCAAUUGCUCCUGAUGCCGAAGAGCUCGGCCAGCGGACGAAGCUGCACGUCAAGCGCGAUGUCUCCACACCUUUAAGAAGCACGGAGAACGGUAUUGUCGAUCAGGUCCUCAUGACCACCAACGCUGAGGGCCUUCGCUUCGUCAAGGUCCGUAUGCGAACAACCAAGAUUCCCCAGAUUGGCGACAAAUUUGCCUCUCGUCACGGUCAGAAGGGUACUAUUGGUGUUACCUACCGACAAGAAGACAUGCCAUUUACCCGUGAGGGUAUCACGCCGGACUUGAUCAUCAACCCGCACGCCAUUCCGUCGCGUAUGACCAUUGCCCACUUGAUCGAGUGUCAGCUUAGUAAGGUCUCUUCGCUGCGUGGAUUCGAAGGUGACGCGACUCCCUUCACCGAAGUCACUGUCGACUCUGUCUCUCGAUUGCUUCGCGAGCACGGCUACCAAUCGCGUGGUUUUGAAGUCAUGUACAACGGCCACACUGGCCGCAAGCUGACUGCCCAAGUCUUCUUCGGUCCUACGUACUACCAGCGUCUUCGACACAUGGUCGACGACAAGAUCCACGCGCGUGCUCGUGGACCUGUCCAGAUUCUUACUCGCCAGCCUGUCGAGGGUCGUGCCCGUGAUGGUGGUCUCCGUUUCGGAGAAAUGGAACGUGACUGUUUCAUCGCCCACGGUGCCGCCGCUUUCUUGAAGGAGCGUCUUUUCGAGGUAUCGGAUGCCUAUCGUGUCCAUAUUUGCGAUAUUUGCGGCCUCAUGACUCCUAUUGCAAACCUUAAGAAGAACUCUUUCGAGUGCCGACCUUGCAAGAACAAGACAAAGAUCUCACAGGUCCAUAUUCCGUAUGCCGCCAAGCUGCUCUUCCAAGAGCUCGCGUCCAUGAACAUUGCUGCCAGAAUGUACACGAAGCGGUCCGACGUCAGCGUUCGUUGA
Molecule: messenger RNA, 3741 nt
Organism: Xylona heveae TC161
Lineage: Eukaryota; Fungi; Ascomycota; Xylonomycetes; Xylonales; Xylonaceae
Product: DNA-dependent RNA polymerase II RPB140
Exons: 3
Coding region: 1-3741 (1246 amino acids)
Biological process (GO): DNA-templated transcription
Cellular component (GO): RNA polymerase II, core complex
Molecular function (GO): ribonucleoside binding; DNA binding; DNA-directed RNA polymerase activity
Source: RefSeq, a predicted model, not a curated record